AUACCCAACUCUCACACAUUCUCACACUUUAGUUUUCCCCAAAUAAACCAAACUUCAAAGAGAGAGAGAGAGACAGAGAGAAAGUUUUGUGAAUUCAACCAAAGAGUUAGUUAAUGGGAUUCGGCUUAGAGAGCAUCAAGUCAAUCUCCGGCGGGUGGGGCGCGGCGGCGCGUUCCUGUGACGCUUGUAAGUCAGUUACCGCCGCCGUGUUCUGCCGUGUUGACUCUGCUUUCUUAUGCAUAACAUGCGACACAAGGAUCCACUCCUUCACCCGCCACGAGCGCGUGUGGGUUUGUGAAGUCUGUGAACAAGCUCCCGCCGCCGUCACUUGCAAAGCCGACGCCGCCGCUCUCUGCGUCACCUGUGAUUCCGAUAUCCACUCAGCUAACCCGCUCGCUAGCCGUCACGAGCGUGUCCCUGUCGAGUCUUUCUUCGACUCAGCCGAAACCGCCGUCGCUAAAAUCUCUGCUUCCUCCACUUUUGGUAUCCUCGGCUCAUCAGCCACCGUGGACUUAACCGCUGUUCCGGUCAUGGCUGAUGAUCUCGGUUUAUGUCCGUGGCUGCUUCCUAACGACUUCAACGAACCGGCUAAGAUCGAAAUCGGAACUGAGAACAUGAAAAGUUCCGACUUUAUGUUUUCCGAUUUCGACCGUCUCAUUGAUUUCGAGUUCCCGAACUCGUUGAGUCAUCAUCAUCAACCGUCCGGGGGAGAUAGUCUUGUUCCUGUUCAGACCAAAACAGAGCCGCUUCCGUUAACUAACAAUGAUCAUUGCUUCGAUAUAGAUUUCUGCAGAUCAAAGCUCUCUGCUUUCACUUACUCAACUCAAUCAUUGAGCCAUAGUGUUUCGACUUCGUCACUCGAAUACGGUGUAGUCCCUGACGGAAACACCAACAACUGUGUUCCUGAGAUCCCGAUUCCGUUUAACCGGAGCGGGAUCACUAGCUCGACGGCGGCGACUACUGGUGGUGAUCAAACGAACUCUAUGGAUAGGGAAGCUAGGGUUUUGAGGUACAGAGAGAAGAGAAAGAACAGGAAAUUCGAGAAGACGAUUCGUUACGCUUCGAGGAAAGCUUAUGCAGAGUCACGGCCAAGGAUCAAAGGCCGAUUCGCGAAAAGAACUGAGACGGAAAACGACGACGUUUUCCUAAGUCAUGUUUAUGCUUCAGCCGCCCAGUACGGUGUCGUACCAACGUUCUGAUCCAAGUCUACGGUGGAAUCAAACGAAUCAACCUGAAAAACUCCCAUCUUCCACCGUUUGAUCACCCUGGGUGUAUAAUAAGUAUAGUGAGUCUUACCGUAGACAAGCAAUCUUAUCUCCUCUUUACCCGUUUACCUUUUUUACGCGCUAUCUCACUGCCACUUUAAGGCUGUAACUUUUUUUUUUCUUUCUAUAUAUAUAAUGUAUGCUUAUUUUUUCUUCAAAAAAUCAUAUAAUUUGGUAAUUAUAAUUUCUAAUGGCUGAUGUU
Messenger RNA from Capsella rubella, 1467 nucleotides. Its product is annotated as zinc finger protein CONSTANS-LIKE 5. The record is from RefSeq and is a predicted model, not a curated record. The transcript is spliced from 2 exons. Gene Ontology annotation, biological process: regulation of flower development; regulation of photoperiodism, flowering. Lineage: Eukaryota; Viridiplantae; Streptophyta; Magnoliopsida; Brassicales; Brassicaceae. Gene Ontology annotation, cellular component: nucleus. Bases 114 to 1199 code for a protein of 361 amino acids. Gene Ontology annotation, molecular function: zinc ion binding; protein binding.